CUGCUACUUCCGUUUAGCAUGUCUCACUGAUGUUGCCGCUAGUAGGGGUGGUCGUUAUUUGUUUACAGCUUGGUUGCUCCUCUACCUAAACAAGAAAAGAGAAAGUGCACGAGAUAUCCUCAUCAGGCUCCAACGGAUUGUAAACCAGCGGUAUAAUCAUGGCAACCCCAAAAGAGAUGGCUCAACAACGAUCUCCGGUCAGACCAUCAGCGGCUUUGGUUUUCGCCACAUCUCCGUCAGCUGUAAGACGACAUGAGGGCAGUCAUUUGUCUUCUUCGGCACACCAAACAAUAACACCAAAGCCAAUGUGGGCGCCUCUUGAAACCGAUGCUCCCAUCACGCUAGCGUCACAAAACAACGAUGAAGUCUACGUCUGCAAGCUUUGUAGCGGCUGGUAUGAAACUAAGAAAGGUCUGUCCAGCCAUGCCCGUUUCCAUUUACGGCAGAUCGGAAUCCCUGAAAGUGAGAUCCAGGGCAGCCCUAUUGACUUUUUGUACCAGAUCAUGAAUGAGGACAAGCUCAAGUCCGUCAGCAAGGAUCAGCAGGAGCCCCGUUCUCCAAACAGUCUACUUGGGACUCCCAGUAAACGUCCCUCAGAAGUGUCCACUUCACCCACGUCUCUUCCUUGUAAGCGACCAAGACCCUCAGAGAUGUGCACCUGUACUCUCUGCGGGGAGAAAUGUAAAAACCGAAGAGGUCUGGCCAGCCAUGCACGCUCUCACCUGCGCCAGAUGGGGGUGCUUGACCUACUGGGGAAGGCAGAGUCAGCUAUCGACACUGUCCAGGAUCUGGUGAACAGUGGCGUGUUGGAAACCAUGCGCCCAUCUAAAGUGAAAAGUACGUCCAGCUCCAACACGAUUCCUUCUUCAGCACCAACGUCCCCACUACCUUCACCGCCUCGAUCUCCAGUCAUAGGGCAAUCUAGACCCUCCUUUUCCCAGAGCCCCGCAAAGUCUCCCCAGAUUCCAGUCAAUCGGGCUCCAAAGGCUAAGAAGGGUUUUCGUCUGGCAGUGGACCCCCUCCUCAAAAAGCCCAAGCCGGAGCCUUUUGAGGUUGAUGUUUCUGCAGUGAUUGGAUCCAGCUGUAGCAGCAGCAUCACCCCCACUCUGACCUCAUCACCUCCUGUUACUUCUUCACUGUCUCUCAGUGCAGUAUCUGCAACAGAUGAACAAUCGCCACCAACAGUCCUUUGCGACUAUUGCGGUCAGCUCUUUGAGACCCGCAAAGCCCUCUCGUGCCACGCCCGCGCCCACCUGCGUCAGCUUGGUCUCUCCUGGUCAAUCAAGACGUCGCCUAUUGAUAUCCUCUAUGAUGUUAUGAUGCAGGGUGAAAACAAUGAUAAGGGCUUUUUUCCCGGUGAGGCUACAUUGUUAAAGAAAGCCUCCAUCAGCCCUCAGCGUUCUAAAAGGACAUCGGAGACAACCUUAAACUCCUGCUCCUCACCUCUGGAUUACUCAAUGAAAGAGAAGACUCCAAGUGGCAAGAGUGAGGCUUUGAUCAUAGACAAAUCCUGCGAGGUUUGCGGCUUCGUUUUUGAAAACCGCACAGCGCUGGCCAGUCACGCACGGGCCCAUCUUCGUCAGCUGGGCAUUAGUGAAUGGAAGGCGGAAGGGGCGACUUCGCCGAUCGAACACCUGAGCGAGGUGAUGCAGAAGCACCCUGCCAAGGUGGCUGCUCUCAGAAAGCGCUAUCGAGAGGGAGACCUGAGCAUCAAGAAGAAAGGGUCUUCAUUAUACUAUAUUUCGCCAGACUCUGAGUCUUUGCCUGCUCCCAACAUGAAGAUUUCUGGACAUUCAUUAGGCAAAGAGGACCAGGGCGUUUCUCCUGGUUCAUCCAAAAAGCCACCAGGCCACACCCACCCUGAAACACCAUGCGGAAGCACUGGUGUGCGCUCUCCAAGAGAACGUACAGUCCCGAAACAACCUCCACCUGCAGAAGAAGAAAAUCAAGACACCAACUCCCAGCAUCAAUCAAAAUCCGGCAACAUCCCGGCUCUGCUGCCCAAACCUCCUUUAACUCCUUUGGUCAAACUAGUCGGGAAAGUUUACUCCCUCAAGUGCAGGUUUUGUGAAAAAGUGUUUCACGGGCCACUGUCUGUCCAAGAGCAGUGGAUCACACACCUGCAGGAACACAUCCUCUCUCUGGGCUACAAAGGCAAAGAGUCUCCUCCUGCAGCUUCAGUCGCUUCUGCUGCUCUGAUGCAUCCAGUCGCUGUUUAGUUUCAACAACUCUCCCAAAAGAGAAGUAUGGAUGGAUCAAUAUGUGCUUUUUUUUCAAACUUUAUUUCAACAAAAAAUACCUGCCCUUUACGGUUCUAUUUAAAGGGGACCUUUUUCGCUAAAACCACUGUUCUUACCUAUUGGUACCGGUUUUUGUGUAUUUGGGAUCUGCUUUAGUCCCGGAAAAUUAAAAUCAGGCCGUGGAGGCCUUGCCGAGAUAUUUAUAAAAUAAUCUUCGUACUUCCGCUAAACGAGCUUUUUGGAAUUUGGUAUGGUAGAAACUUACCAGAAUAAUUCACCAUUUUAAAAAUAUGUUUAAAAUAUAUGUUUGUAGUCUGCCCGACAACAAGCCCAAAGUAUGAGCCGAGGAACAAAAAUGCUCAAUUUAAUUUGUUGUAUUAACCAACAUGUCACUCCACACACCUCCAGUUUUAUUUGAAGAACUAAAUUGCCUGGCUAACUUUUUCCAUGUGUCUUUAACUUGGGCGAAGUAUUUCUUCGUGUGUGCCGACCACUUCAAAGAUUCCCGCUUCACAAACAUACGACAAUAUAAAGAUGGAUUUAUUAACAGUAAAUUGGCAUUGUUUGAAAGAUACAUUAGCAAUGUUAGUUUGAAGUGUAGUUUGUAGCUUAACCUUAUAAUUUAGAACCACAGCUCCACCAGUCUGCGGGAAUAUAAAGAAUGAUUUUCCUACGACAUACUUUUGAGGAUAAGAUAAAUGGGGCGACAGAUACGAUAUGAACCAUUGACAUGCGUUCAUUUCUAGCCUUUUCUUACAAAGUUUCUUCAUCGGUUCCUUUUUGCUCCAGGUCUGACUCUGGAUCGUACGUAUUAUUGGAUGUUAAAAUACUUACUUAAGGAUAAGAUAAAUGGGGCGACAGAUACGAUACGGCGUGGCGCAGUGGGGAGAGUGGCUGUGCGCAACACGAGGGUCCCUGGUUCAAUUCCCACCUAGUACCAACCUCGUCACGUCCGUUGUGUCCUGAGCAAGACACUUCACCCUUGCUCCUGAUGGGUGCUGGUUGGCGCCUUGCAUGGCAGCUCCCUCCAUCAGUGUGUGAAUGGGUAAAUGUGGAAGUAGUGUCAAAGCGCUAUGAGUACCUUGAAGGUAGAAAAGCGCUAUACAAGUACAACCCAUUUAUUUAGAUGCGUUCAUUUCUAGCCUUUCUUCCGAAGUUUCUUCAUCGGUUCCUUUUUGCUCCAGGUCUGACUCUGGAUCGUACGUAGUAUUGGAUGUUAAAAUACUUACUUAAGGAUAAGAUAAAUGGGGCGACAGAUACGAUAUGAACCAUUGACAUGCGUUCAUUUCUAGCCUUUUCUUACAAAGUUUCUUCAUCGGUUCCUUUUUGCUCCAGGUCUGACUCUGGAUCGUACGUAUUAUUGGAUGUUAAAAUACUUACUUAAGGAUAAGAUAAAUGGGGCGACAGAUACGAUACGGCGUGGCGCAGUGGGGAGAGUGGCUGUGCGCAACCCGAGCGUCCCUGGUUCAAUUCCCACCUAGUACCAACCUCGUCACGUCCGUUGUGUCCUGAGCAAGACACUUCACCCUUGCUCCUGAUGGGUGCUGGUUGGCGCCUUGCAUGGCAGCUCCCUCCAUCAGUGUGUGAAUGUGUGUGUGAAUGGGUAAAUGUGGAAGUAGUGUCAAAGCGCUUUGAGUACCUUGAAGGUAGAAAAGCGCUAUACAAGUACAACCCAUUUAUUCAGAUGCGUUCAUUUCUAGCCUUUCUUCCGAAGUUUCUUCAUCGGUUCCUUUUUGCUCCAGGUCUGACUCUGGAUCGUACGUAUUAUUGGAUGUUAAAAUACUUACUUAAGGAUAAGAUAAAUGGGGCGACAGAUACGAUAUGAACCAUUGACAUGCGUUCAUUUCUAGCCUUUUCUUACAAAGUUUCUUCAUCGGUUCCUUUUUGCUCCAGGUCUGACUCUGGAUCGUACGUAUUAUUGGAUGUUAAAAUACUUACUUAAGGAUAAGAUAAAUGGGGCGACAGAUACGAUACGGCGUGGCGCAGUGGGGAGAGUGGCUGUGCGCAACCCGAGCGUCCCUGGUUCAAUUCCCACCUAGUACCAACCUCGUCACGUCCGUUGUGUCCUGAGCAAGACACUUCACCCUUGCUCCUGAUGGGUGCUGGUUGGCGCCUUGCAUGGCAGCUCCCUCCAUCAGUGUGUGAAUGUGUGUGUGAAUGGGUAAAUGUGGAAGUAGUGUCAAAGCGCUUUGAGUACCUUGAAGGUAGAAAAGCGCUAUACAAGUACAACCCAUUUAUUCAGAUGCGUUCAUUUCUAGCCUUUCUUCCGAAGUUUCUUCAUCGGUUCCUUUUUGCUCCAGGUCUGACUCUGGAUCGUACGUAUUAUUGGAUGUUAAAAUACUUACUUAAGGAUAAGAUAAAUGGGGCGACAGAUACGAUAUGAACCAUUGACAUGCGUUCAUUUCUAGCCUUUCUUCCGAAGUUUUUUCAUCGGUUCCUUUUUGCUCCUGGUCUGACUCUGAAUCGUACGUAUAAAUGGAUGUUAAAAUUAAUUACUGUUGCCGUUAAUUUUUCAGCUUAAAAAUAAAUAUACUUAGAAUAAGAGAUUUUUCAGUGUUUUGCUUGUGGAAAGCAACUCUUUUAAACUACAAAUAUGGCCGCAGAGGCGGGGACAUAGGUUCAGUCAGCGGGAGGGGGUUAGGUGGGGCAGCUAAAAAGUGGCUUGAAGAUAUGUCUUGACAGCAAAAUGUAUGCAAAAUUAUGACCAAAUAACCAUAAUUACAUGUUAUGUAGACCACUGUACCCCAACCACCGGUCCGUGACACAUUUGCUACCUGGCCGCACAGAAACAAUAAUUAAUUUAUAAACUACCGCAUUUUCUCUUACUUAAUUUUUGCCUCUCCCACUAAACCAGGGGUGUCAAACUCAUUUUAGAUCGGGAGCCACAUGGAGAAAAAUCUACUCCCACGUGGGCCGGACUGGUAAAAUCACGGCACGAUAACUUAAAAAUGUGUUCGAUAAAACAUUUAUGUUGUUUUUUUUACAUUUAACAUGUUGUGGUUAGUAGUAUUCUAUCUUUAUUUGUCGUUAUUUUUACUUUCUGAAUAAAUUAUGUGACAAUGUUCACCAGUCAACUCAUUGGUGUUAAUUUUAUCCAUCAAGAUAAAAAAAAUAUCAAAAUCAAAUUACAGAAUUGUAUUUAUUUAGUGUUCUCAUUUUCCUUGACUGGUGUACUAACAUGUGGUUUCUUUUUUGUACAUAUGUAGCAUAAUCUACAAUGAAUUGCUAUAGUGACAUCUAGUGGACACAUUUAGAACAGCAGUUUCUUUUAUUAAGCUUAGCAAUCUUAUCCCGGGGGCCAGAUCCAGCCCGCGAGCCGUACGUUUGACACCCCUGCCCUAAACACACCAAUAAGCUUGUUAAUAGAUGUAUAUUACAUCGCCUUUGUUGUAGUUCAAGGGACAAUGCACAUUAUUGGACAUAUACAAUGUUAAUGUGCCAGAUUGUAGCCAAAGGUAACAUUUUUAGCAAAUUGUUUUGCCCUUUUUAUCUGCAAAAGCAGGUCUGUGAAAAUAAUGCAUCUAUUUAACUGGUCCCUAAUGGAAAAAAUGUUGGGGAAAGCAGAUGUAGACCAUGUUGAGAGUACCACUUCAGAAAUCAUUAGGCUUUCCACGUACCACCAUAAUGACUAACAUUAGAAAACAGUAGCGGAGCAGGCGUAAGUAUUCAUUAAAAACAAGGCAGAGGUUUUAUUUAACAAGUAUUUCAUGGCCACUGUAAGAUGACACACAGUUUGAACAGUAACACUGUGCUAGGAUAUAGGAAAAUAAAAGGUUGUACUUUAAUCAAGUGAUUCUUUGGCGUGCCACAGGAUGGAGCCUGUACCACAAUUUGUGAUGUAGACCAAAAAAAAAAGUGUUUUGAAAAUAGAAAAAUAAAACUUCAUACUAGGUCCCCUUUAAAUGAAUAGCCCAAAGUUUUGCUGCUGGAUUUUAAGCAAUUUUAUGAGGGACCAAACCUUGCACCACAAACAUUUUUAAAGAGUUUACUGUGACAAAUGUUCAAAAGAGUCUUUUACUUAAACAUUGUCUUGCCAAACUGGACUUUCUGUACUUAAGAUAGUCUGCAGGUACAGAAUAAAUGUUUUUCUCUACUCUUUUUAUUAUAUUUGCUCAUUUUCACUACUGUACAUGUAAAUUAAAUCUGUCUAGUGUA
Messenger RNA from Nerophis ophidion (straightnose pipefish), 6395 nucleotides. RefSeq names its product protein Wiz-like. Gene Ontology annotation, cellular component: nucleus. Gene Ontology annotation, molecular function: DNA-binding transcription factor activity, RNA polymerase II-specific; RNA polymerase II cis-regulatory region sequence-specific DNA binding. Lineage: Eukaryota; Metazoa; Chordata; Actinopteri; Syngnathiformes; Syngnathidae. Bases 159 to 2219 code for a protein of 686 amino acids. The record is from RefSeq and is a predicted model, not a curated record. The transcript is spliced from 8 exons. Gene Ontology annotation, biological process: regulation of transcription by RNA polymerase II.